GCCGGGACCGAUCACCGGUCAGUGGGCUUCUGAGGCUCUCGGUGCGCGGAGCCGUCGGUCCGAGGAGGACAAGUCCGAGGAGGCUUUACGCACGGAUCUGUGUCUCUGAGGGAGACAUGGAAUCCAUCGAAAGGACUCGGGCACUGUGAAAAAGUUGCGUGUUCUUUUCUUUUUUCUUUUUUUGUCUUUGUCGACCUCGGACACGGAGACGCAGAUGAAAACCCUGUCAAUCACAGCAGAGUGAUCACAUCAUCCCUCUCAUCCGGCGCUGAGAGGUGCAGCGGAGGAUGACACCUGCACCCCGCCUGGCGAGGACCGGCGCGUUGUUCCAGACUGGGCACCUGUGAAGAGCGACUCUGUCUCCAGCUCUGCAGACAGGAGCGCGACGCUGCUCGCCGUCAUCGCCGCUCGUCUCCGGCGUUCUGCAGUAAACGGCGCAGUCGCUGCGCUGCUUCAUGUAUUUGCACCGUCGCAAAGCCUCGUCAACGACACUCGUGCACACAGGUAAUGUCUCAGCCACAGAAAUGUAGUCUGUGUUUAGACAGCCAUUCACCUCACCCUGACACGUCUGCACCGUUCGCCUCUUCGCACUGUUCCACUUGACAGUUCACGUCUUCUGGAUAGCAAGGAAUAAAAGAGAAGGGAAAAAAAACAACAACUCACCCUUCCCUUCUCUGCAGUCCGAUCUCUGGAGUUCUGACUCACCAUGGGCACUGUACUAUCACUGUCACCCGGCUCUCGCAAAUCAGGCUACUAUGACAACCGGCCGGGCUCGCUCAGCCACUACCCGAGCAUCAGCAGCCGCUCCCUCAACAGCCAGAAAGACCGCGGGCUCAAGAGGGGCCAGUCCAUCUUCCUCCCGGCGCUCACGUGGAAGCGGCUGGUGGCCUCGACGAAGAAGAGGGGCAACGCCAAGAAAGGCUCCGGCGGCCCGGCGGCCCUCGGCGAACCGCUCAACAACAACAACAACAUCAACAUCUACCAAAAGGACCCCUUGCUGCACCUCAACCGGGAGAAUGUGAAGAAGUCGCUGUCAUGUGCCAACCUGUCCAGCUACGAGGGCCCAGCAGGACUGGGCCCGGGGCUCGGCUACGGGAUGGGCCUGGGGAUGGGUCAGGGGCUCGGAUAUCCCUACAGCAAGUCCCAGCAGCUGUCGUCUGUGAAAAAAGUCCCCCAGAGCGCCGCGACCACGUCUCCGAAGCGUGUCAUCGUCCAGGCCUCCACCAGCGAGCUCCUGCGCUGCCUGGGGGAGUUCCUGUGUUGCCGCUGCUACCGCCUGAAGCACCUGUCUCCGGCCGACCCGGUGCUCUGGCUGCGGGCCGUGGACCGCUCGCUGCUGCUGCAGGGCUGGCAGGACCAGGCCUUCGUUACGCCGGCCAACGUGGUCUUCGUCUACAUGCUGUGCCGAGACGUGGUGGACGGCGACCUGGUGGCGUCGGAGCACGAGCUGCAGGCCAUCCUGCUCACCUGCCUCUACCUGUCCUACUCCUACAUGGGCAACGAGAUCUCGUACCCGCUCAAGCCUUUCCUGGUGGAGGCGGGUAAGGAGGCCUUCUGGGACCGCUGCCUCGCCAUCAUCGACGCCACCAGCUCAAAGAUGCUGCGCAUUAACGCGGACCCGCACUUUUUCACUCAAGUAUUCGCCGAACUGAAGAGCGAAGGUGGCUGUGCCCCUCAGGAUUAUAGUCGGGUGCUGGAUCGGUGAGAGGAGGUCCGAGCGCCCAUCUUUGCUGACCGCAUGCCUUUUUGUAUUUCAUGCACACAACUACUUGCACACAGACACGGAAAAUUUGUCUCACUCAGAUCUCCCUCCAAUAGUUUUCCUGCUGACGCUGCUCUGCGGAAGCAGAGAAGGCCUAUCUUGACAGAAGACUUUAUUUAUUCAUUCCCCCUGUGUUUGUUAACGCCGUCCCUUCCAUCCCCAGAUUAGAAACGAAGAAUUAAAACAUUUCCUCCCCCGAAUAAUAUCUCUGAUAAUUGGCACAUAGACGGAGGCUUUUCUCGCCUGGAAUAUCCACUUGAGUUGACAGGAGAUGAGGAACCAUUUGGUCCACCUGUCCCCUCGGACCCCACGCGGCCGGCCCCAGCCGUCCCAGCUGCCCCCGGGGAUCUGCGCAGCCAGGCAUCCCAGCAUCCGCAGUUAAACCCUGAAUGUGAAUGUCAUCGCUCGCCAUGAGCAGGACGACGGGGAACGUCGUCAUCAGUCACGGAAUCGCCCAUCGCAGGUUUAAUCUCCGGUCAUAUUCUGAACAUCCGGGGUGGAUUCAUUUUCAUUAGUGACACACUAAUCCACAUAGGCCAAAGUCAUUUCCUGGACAAUGCAAGGACACAUCUUGACAUAUCCACUGCUGGUUUAAGCCUCGAGUGCCAGCGGUGAAAAGUGACUCAGACUGACGGGAACAGCUGAGAGGUCCAUGUCGGGUCCCACUGGUCCUGCUGUGCGCUGUGUGAUCAGUAAAGCCAAAAGAACAGGCAGUGUUCCGGGGAGCCUGUUGAGGGUCGUCUGGCCUGAGGGGACAGUUGCUGUUUUAAAAAGAAAUCUUUACGCGCUCAAACCUGCCAAUGUUUCUCCUCUUUGUUUGUGUUUUAUCUAAUCUGAGGAGAGUUUCCUGGUGGAUCCACAAUGCUUCACAUGUUUUUUUUGUGUGAGUGUGUUUGCGCAGCCAUGUGCGCGUGUGUGUGUGUGUGUGUGUUUAUGUGUGCGUAAGCAUUGUGCCGAGGACUGCAGCCAGGGUCAUCAGCUGUUUACCCCGUCCUUUGUUCCCUGCGUCUUGUUGACAGGGCACCCACAGCCGUGGUAUUAAUGAGAUUAGCAGAUUACUGCAGCCCCUCCCCGCUCUCAACCUCUGCCCUCCCGCUUGUGCACUCGGCAGCCCUGCAGAGCGUCAGUGCGCUUAUCCAGGGCAGGCUGGCCUGGACUGGGCCGCACUGUGAACACACACACACACACACACACACACACAUUUAAAUACCCUCGUCGUGUGCAUAUCAUUCUCGUGCGUUCCGGUGCAUGAAUGAAAAAAAAACAGUGUGACACGCGUGCGCGCCUCAGGCUCAGAGGCGGAGGCAGUAAAGACCCAGGCAGGGAUGACCGAUGAGCGCUGCUGUUGUGGUUGAUGGAGUUUGUUGUUGCUGCCAAUCUGAAUUUGUCCCAGUUUCUCAUCAGUCACCUGCACGACCUCAUCUGCCACCAAGAGGCAUUCAGGGACAGGGAGUUGCUUUCUCUCACUCACUCUCUCUCUCUGUCUCUCUCCCAUAACUCGUCUCGUUGCAAAAUGAUUACCUCGACUGAGCCACUGGCAUUUGCUUGAAUCUCUAUUUACCAUGUGUUUUUCAUGCGUGUUUGUGCAUGUCAGAGGUGGGUCACAGAUGAGCAUACGGUUCGUGGUUAUUACACACAAAAAAGAAAUGUAUUCCUCAAUAGCAGAUCAUGUUACAUAUGUUUUCAGACGGAUUGACAUUGGAUGUCCAUAGCCAUCUAAUGGUUUAAUGUCCCGUGGAGAAGUCACUGAUCACCUAAUGUUUACAAAAAUCUUCAGUCGCAGAAAGUAGACAGACGCAGAAAUUAGUUAGUCUCAGUCAGUAAAAAGAAAAUAAACAGUGAAAGUACAAAUGGCAAAUUAUGCUUUGGAUUUUUGCAUUUUAGGUUAUUUUCUUCCUGUUUUUAAGCCGAACAGAUCCAUUCACAAAUGUUUUGUUUUUGUAUCUGCGUUCCUCACCUGUUAAUCAUCUGAAAAAAACAAAAUUGUCUUGGGACCCCUUCUGGGUUUGUGAACCACAGGUUUCUGUUGGUUCGUUGGUUGGUUGGUUGCUUGACAUCCACCACCAGGCGAUGCCAACAAUAGCAUGAGGCAAAGCUUUAAUCUCAUUGUGUUUGAGAAUCUGGGGGUUUAAGUGCUCCACCUCCCUCCUCCACGUGGCAGUCGCUCUUGUACACUUCGCUGUGAUGCUACAUUUUAUUCAUCCACAUACAUUGAACUUGAAUCCCAUUAGACAUGUGACCUAUUACGCAAAUGCAAAUACACUUUGGUGCACAUACUCUCCUUUGGGUAAUCCAGUCCUAAUCCUCCCACCCAAUCAAACAGAGGGAGGGAGCGCAGGAUGAAAACAUGAGGAAAUAAGUAAACGGUUCGGAAUCCGAAGAGAUUUGGUGUCACACUUCCCAAACUGUUUUGGCUCAGCAGCGUUCAAAUCCUGCUCUGGCGACCCGGAGGCCUCGGAGACAGAGAGCUCACGCGGGCUUAUUGCAGUCAAGCCUGCCAGAGGGAUCUCCACCAGGCAACCAGAGGAGCGACGGCAGUGAUUCACGCUGAGAGGGUCGAGGAGUGAAGCGCUGCUGCGGUCUCUCUGUCUGGAGCCUUGACCGGCAGCCAUUUUGGUUCUGUUGUUGUGGUCCCUGCAGCUCUCUGUCCUGGCCCUGGCUUUUAACAAGGACACUUGUCUCUUGACUCACCCCCCGCCCCCCCACACACACUCAGCUGUUGUUUCGCUGCCCGUUCCAUUAGAUUUGACACCCUGCACCCGCCAGCCAUUGUCAGGACGAGGAAGGGCAGAAUGGGGCCGUUUGUUGGCAUCGGGUUUGUGUGUGAAUGUGGGUCAAAGUGAAGGGCAGCAUCUGCCUCCACCGUCCGUCUCCUGUGGACCAGGACCAUAAUUAAAUCAGAAGUUACAGUACAGCGUGUCCAGGUGAUGCUGAUAGGGAACUCCUGCCCUAAAAUCAGCGACAAAUCGGGAAUAAUCUGCUGCAGAAUUUCCUCUCCUUUAAUGAAAAACCACUCAACUUGCUCACAUUUGGCUCAUUCUCUCCGUCAGUGGCACAGACGCAGAGGAGCCGUGUUUAUUGGUUGUUAAGUCCAAUCGAGCAUUAAGGCAAAAAAAGGCAACCGUCCCCUCUUUGACUUCCUUCUGUCCAAUCUGUCAUCGAGCUGGACCGCGAGUAGCCGUUCCCCCAAUCGUUUCACAGGGCAGAGAGUGUCCCUAAAGCCAAUUAGCUGGCAUCUCAGCUGGCGCCCUGAUUCUGUUCAUCCAAUCAAACCCUGCGGCAGCAUUCCCCACCUCUUAUAUGCGACUGGCCGCGGACACAUGAUGCCUGUGUGACAUCUCCGUGGGUAAUUUGUGGCUCUCGUUUCUGAGAAACUUGAACUCCAGAUAUUUAAACAAGUUCGAACGUGACGUUUCGUGCAAACUGGACCCUAUAGCCUGUGGAUGGGACCUUCAUCCGGCACACUGGCUACGUAAAUACGAAUAUCUCAGAUGGGCCUCAGACUGGCUACGUCUUAGAGACUCUGGGGGGGGGUUUUGUGAACAAUGUGACAAAGAUUUUAAGCAUAAGUGUGGUGUUAUUCUAUAAUUAUCUUAAUGUCAACAAGUCCCAUGUAUUAGACUGUGUUUUAGUACUUUCAGACUCAGCUGCCUUGUCUGUGUAUUCCCCCUAAAGACCAUGUGCUACUAAAUUAGACUCCAUACUAUAUACUAUACUUUAAUAUAUAGUACUGCAAAAGGUGGGCAUCAUACUGUUACGCAAACACUACUCCAACGGGAUGAAAUGCUCAAUCUGUCAUGGACUAUUUUCAGCUGUGGAUGAAUACACACAUAUGGUGCAGCAGGACACUGUGUGUAGCAUUAGCCGCGUUUCCACUGCGGGAACUUUUCUGCAGGAGCUUGGAUCUUUUGCGCGAACCAACGCAGGGAUCAGCGUUUAAAUGAAGUUGCAGGAAAAUCUUUUUACCCAAGAAAAAAAAAUCCCUGCUAGGACUGGACCAGCCAUUGGUCGUCCGUAGGUCAGCAGGCGAAUUUUGUCUAAUGGUCUUUAGACUGCAGUGGAAACGCAAAUAGGUAGUCCCCCACCUUCGUUGUAAUGAAGGAACAUGGAAUCCAGUUCACGUUGUGGUGAUGGAGAUGUGUUUUUAAAUGUCUCUCGAUGAAUAUUACACAAAAACAAUAAGAUACGCGCGACGUUUGCCACGCAGACAAUAUUUGGCUGUAGAUCAGUUAACUGUUGGUUUUGUUGUUACCAUGGGAUUUUUUUUUCUUGUGACUCUAAGAGAAACAUAAAUGUAUCACCAGGCUAAUCCUUAAAGUCGCCACAGCUCUAUGAGUUGUGUUAAGUUAUUUUCAGUUUGCUGCUGCUGCUGCUGCUGUAGGUUGGUGUGAAACUUCAAUUGCACAGCCGAUGUAAAUAUGUGUGUCUCAAGUGUUGAGAAUGAAAAACGGACAAAAAAGAAAAUAGUCUUGCUGUGCAGUAGCAUGCAUGCCAGCCGGGUAGUUUAGAAAUGUUCUUUGUUUUUGUUUUUAUUUGUUUCGUUUUUUUAUACAUCUGCUUAUGUUGGAUUUAUACAUGUGAUGUUUCGAAUGAAAGAUUGUUUCUUUGGUAACUUAAAACUGGAUCUCAUUGGAGUCUUUCUUCGUAGGGAAACACGAUGUCAACAGUAUUUGAGUCUCUCACGACUAUCAGCAUUAUGGUGGUGUGUCCAUGUUAUGAAUCAGUAGACAAUGGCAAAAAAGAUCAAUCCUCAUUUUGUCAGGCUUGGUUCUGACAUAGCAGAGCAUGUGAAAUUCAUAUGAGUGAUUACAGAAUUAUGACAUAACGUCCUUUAUUUGAAACUCAAAUGUGUCAGCUAAGUUAGACGUGGUCAGUCGGUUGGGUGCUUUGUAACCCGGGCUCAGCCUGCUUUUGUGGCUAAAUUCACAAAGAGAAUAUAUCUUAUUAUAUGUAGAAUACUCACCGCCCCCUCAGAUUCACACAGAGUACAGUAUAUGCACAGAAGUGAUCAGCUUAAAGGCUAUCAAUAGCUUGUUUCACCAGUGCACCAGCUGGCGACACAAAGGCGGCCAUUGUUCGCGUGGCGUUUGUCGCAGGCAGCUCCAGCUCGGGCCGCGUCCUCACAGACCGUGGCUUCCUUCUCCGAUUUGCGAAACAACAAACACUUUGGCUUCUGUCAGAGAGCGUCUCAUUCAGCACAACGCGCGUUGUGUGUUGUGUCAACUCUGGACAGAUGUUAAUACAGAGAUGAAUACAUAACUGUCCAGUGUCCAUCCCCUCCUUCGCCCGCCGCCCGGCUCCCCCCAAGGGUUUCCAUGGAUACCUUCCCCGGCCACCGUUGCGACGUCACACCUACAUGAAACAGAGCGCAUCACCUCGGGUGACUUUUGUAAAGCCACUGAAGCGUGUGCGGCUCUGAAUGUAAAAUACCAUUGACGGGGGGAAAACUGUUGACUGUGACUCUUUCAUUAUUUCAUGUUUUUUUUGUUGUUGUUUCCUUUUCCAUGAUGGUGACGUUUACCAUGUUGAUUAUUUAAUAAAGUAUUGAGCUGAAAUCCAAA
Scophthalmus maximus (turbot) is the source of this 7323-nucleotide messenger RNA. RefSeq lists its product as uncharacterized. Gene Ontology annotation, biological process: brain development; activation of protein kinase activity; positive regulation of cyclin-dependent protein serine/threonine kinase activity. Bases 707 to 1705 code for a protein of 332 amino acids. The transcript has 2 exons. Gene Ontology annotation, molecular function: cyclin-dependent protein serine/threonine kinase activator activity; protein kinase binding. NCBI's taxonomy places the organism in Eukaryota, Metazoa, Chordata, Actinopteri, Pleuronectiformes, Scophthalmidae. The record is from RefSeq and is a predicted model, not a curated record. Gene Ontology annotation, cellular component: cytoplasm; protein kinase 5 complex.